Messenger RNA from Vitrella brassicaformis, 3638 nucleotides. Lineage: Eukaryota; Vitrellaceae. The record is from the annotation of a GenBank genome assembly.
UCAUCUUAUUCGAAACAAUGAUUCGAAAUCCUCCGAGUCUGCCUCCGAGGAUUUCCUCCUUCGGAGGAGAGACGAAUCGGAGGAGCUUUCCUCUCUCUCCUCCGAGCUUUCCUCUCUCUCCUUCUCCGAGCUACCCUUUUUCUCCUUCAUCAGAAAAUCUGAGAUUUGCUCCACCUUGAACAAGACUGAGGGUCAAGGCAUAUCCGGAGAUGUCUUGGUUGUUUCAAUCUUCAUCUAACGCUGCCUGUCUGUUUGCUUACUUUCGGUUCUAAACGACUCAUGCUCAUCCGUGAAAUCCUUGAGAGCUGCAGUGCACCAAGCAAGUCUGAUUGUGUGUCUUUUCUGUCGGCAGGAUGACAGUGUCUGUCUCGCCUGUCAUGACGUCAGGGACACUUGAGUCGUGAUGAUCCGCGGCCUCCAUCCACUCGCCGAUCCUGUUUUUGUAAUUUUCACCUGACUGGACAAGACAAAGGAACAAAUCCAAAGAGGUGGUGAAAGAGGUCAGUCUGAGUUGACCAGGUCAAGAGGAUCAUCAUCUUCCUCAUCAUUUUCAGCAGGGCCCGCCUGAACAUUCCAUUGCUCAAUAGAUAAGCCAUUUUGAUUGGACGGACCUAACCUUUGCUGUCACGUAUUCGUACAGAAGAUACAAGGGCACCACAAGGAUGAUACCGACUGUGCGGAAUGCCUCGCAGAUGUGGACUGUCUUCCGUAUCUCUUUUCCAGUACUGUCCUUCGUCCAGUACUGUCGCCGCUGUAUCGCGUCCGGUAUCUGUUGUUGAAGCUCCCCAAGCCUUUCAUAGAUGGCUGCGGGCGCGAAGGCGACAGCGCACAGGAGGGCAUCGAUGCUGGAGUACAAGGCCGUCAUCGACCAGAAGGCAAUGCGGCAGAGUGCCACUGAUGUCCGCUGAUGAGGGAGGCGAGAUGCCGCAGAGGUUCCAACACGACAACAGCUGCACAUACACAGAUGUGCCCAGUGGUGGAUGCAGUUGAUGUCUCUUGUCGGUCGCCCCGACCGAUGACGUUGAAUGGCGGUGGAAGCCGCUCGUGCUGCGGCAUAUUCAGGUACUCAUUCAACACGCGAAUCCGCAGCAAUCUGCACUCAGUCAUUCACGAGUGGAGAGAAGGAGCUGAUACAUGUGUGCUGCUUUCAUCUGCCUGUCUCCCUUGCCGGUUGUCUCUCACUGAUAUUGGCCGGUCUGUGUCUCUUCGAUGGUCGCAUACGUCGACGCCUGGCACACACAGAGAGAAACAGGAGCGUUGAUCAGUUGUCUACCUCGCAUCUGGCUCACCAUAAUAGCGAUGAGCAGGUUGAGCUAUCGAUACAUGGGAGCAGAGAGAGACAAAGAAACAUAGAAAAUCACAGUAUCUGGCUCGUUUAGAUGGAUGAGUGGUGGUAAGCCUCUCGUACGAGUAUGAUGGAUGAGAGGAUGACGUAUAUGAACAGCAGGACGGUCCCCAGCGAGUCGUGGCUCUCGAUGGCGUUGCUCAAUGGGUCGCUGAAUUCGCCAAGACCCCCGUAGAAACUGACGCAGUCACCCAACCAACAGAAUGACGACUGGCGCUCUCUCUCUGUGUGUGUGUUGGUGUCAUCAAGUACAGUGUGAGUGUGGCUUUAGCGAAGGAGCCGAAGUACUGGUGGUCUUCGUCGGACGAGAGGAUGGUGAAGACGCCCGCGAAGAUCAGCAGGAUGUAGACGUACAGACACAGAAACAUGCUAAUGUCCGAAAACAUCCUCACAACCGCACUGACACCCACAUACCCAUCACACACAGCAUGGGACACCUCCCUCUGUGUGUGUGUUGGCUCUCUCACUAACAGAAUGAGUGGUCCGACGGCUGGGUGCAGGCUGGCGGCUUGCAGGAGGCGCAGCGCAAACAGGAGCGCUAUAAGGACUCCUGAGCUCACUUCCGCCUCCGAGGACCAGCCAGCGAAGUGGAUGGCAAUGAAGCCGACGAUCCACAGGGCGGUUCCUGCAUCAAGCCGAUUCCUGAAUGCUUACACAUACCAACAAAAUACAAACAAAGCCGCCAGCAUGACACGUACCAUGAGUCGGCCCAGUACGCUGCUGCCUUCAGGCGGAUGAGCUGCAUACACACAGGGGGCACACAGAGGACGAUGACACAUGUCAUUGUCCAUGAAGCAUGUCUCCUCCCAUCUGAUCUGUCUUACUUGGAAGAUCUCCACGACAAUGAAGCCACUACCCGUGAGCACUGCCCCCCACAGCCACACCGACGGCCAUGCCCCCGCCAUCGUCAUGCCGCUGUCUCCUUUAAUCGACUCGAUGUGCAGCAGCACAAAAGCCACCCUGACAACACACACAGAGCGAAGAGGUGCUAUAUGUCUCCACCCUGGCGUUUGGCUGCAGCUUUACAUGAGGAGCAUUGACAGGACGCGGGUAAUGAAGACAUCACGGGGCGCAAGUUUGACCCUCCAGUCUCCGUAGCCUUUCUUCCAAUGCUCCGUGCCGAGGGACGUACAGUUGGCUGUCGCCAUCAUGCGAACCAGAAGGAACGGAGAGACGUGAGUCAACCGACAGACCGGGGAAAUCUCUUGGAUGGCUUACCUUGAGUGACAACAGAGAGGGGUUCCGAAGACUCGAGCAGUGCAAACCAUUCUCUCUCUUUGCCCCAAAGUGACCCUUGGAAGUUCCUUUCUCUGACAUUGCUGCAGAAGUUCUCCGUGAGCGCCUGAACCGAUCGGACAAUCAAUGCAGACGUAAAGAUUGCUAUUUGUUUUCCUUCUCUUGUACUUCUUGCCAGUUGGAAAUCUUCGACAAGUCACUACAAAAAGACAGCAGGGGAGAAAGAAAGCAUGUUGUCCCUUUCUCUUCAUUUAUUCAUACUCUGUGAGGGAGUCCUUCGGUCGCAUUUUCGUCAGUUUGCGGAAGAAGGCACAGAGGCGAAGGCUGUUGAGGCCAAACGACUCAGGCUUGUCCUUCAGGAACUCCUUCGCGGCGGGUACCACCGCUUUCAGACCCCGAGCCUUCAAGUCUUUAACUUUCACGCCUUGCUCGAGCAGCUCCGUGACCACGCCUGCGGCCGCGACAACCAUCGGUACGACAAGUGACGGGUGUUUGGUUAGGGCAAAGUCGAGAGGCAGCUCUCCUCGCUGUAAGGGUCACGAAAAGAGGCGAUAUCGACAUGCAGCUCAACAGGUGCAGUGCAGCCUACCCUGUUUCUGAUCUUCAAGAGCUGUGGAUUUACCCUCAACAUCCACCACAACACAUUGGCUUUGCCCCAGACUGCAGGGAGACACAUUGAAGACUCAUGCACUUGGUCGUCGUUUGCAUCAGUGACUGACGUGCUGCCAGAUGAAGCGGCGUCUCCUCAUCCUGAAUCACAGCACGAAGAAGACACACGCUGUUCAACGCACCAGCAGACAUUCCCUCAUCCCUACAUUGGACCGAGCUUCCAGCAGCUCCUCUCCGCCCAACUCGACAAACUUCUCCACAACAUCAACUGACGCCCACCUUGCUGCCGUAUGAAGAGGCGUCCAGCCGUUCUACAGACACAGCAUGAAAGCAGCAGCGAGGACAUCGGACUAAUGGGCAGAACAAGUGUAAUUCUCGAGCAUGAUACCCUGUUUUUCAGGUUGAGCAGGUGUCGUCGGUUGUGCAGCAGCACAUCAAAGACUUCCAU